This is a messenger RNA of Hyaloscypha bicolor E, 1662 nucleotides long. RefSeq lists its product as uncharacterized. The transcript has 3 exons. The record is from RefSeq and is a predicted model, not a curated record. Lineage: Eukaryota; Fungi; Ascomycota; Leotiomycetes; Helotiales; Hyaloscyphaceae. The coding region runs from base 32 to 1423 and encodes 463 amino acids. Gene Ontology annotation, molecular function: protein phosphatase regulator activity. Gene Ontology annotation, cellular component: cytoplasm; nucleus; protein phosphatase 4 complex. Gene Ontology annotation, biological process: protein dephosphorylation.
CAAAAUCUUCCAUCUUGUCGCAACCACCAAAAUGGAUCUCGACACAGAUGAUGAUGUGCUCAGAGCACUUGCAGAUGGCAAGCCUAUGGACUAUGAACAAUGGCCAAGUCUGCUCACACGACUGAUACCCCGAUUGGAGAAGAUCGUACAAAAUGACUUCUCCUUCCCAAUACCACCAGUUCUCCCCUCACAACCCAUCUCCUCCUCACCACCAACGCAAGAAACGACCACCACUGCCUCAUCCCAAGAUUCAACCAACAAAGAGAACGCCGCCCCUCCCCUCCUCACCCGCUAUCCACCACAAAUCCAAACGCUCAUGACCUCAAUAACCUCAACCUUAAAUACUCUCUUCACCAAACACCCACCACACACAAUCCAGCGCCUCGCCGAGCUCGUCCUCACCCCAAAACAACACUACAAAACCUUGCCCUCCUACCUGCACGCCCUGGACCGCGUAGUCCACGUCACAUCAGGCGCACACACCUUCCCCCUUCCUCCCGCAAUACCAGAUCCCUCUUCUCUAACCAUCCUCUCAAACGGUACCUCGUUCACCGCAUCGGGAAAAGACCCCCUCUCCAUAUCAUGGGGAAAUCCGGCCUCCAACCCCUCUGCCCAAUCUUUGGGCUCAGAUGAGAGUCUAGGCGGCGCAUUACUAACACCAAUUACAUGGCUGCAAAAGAAGGGCGGGAGCGCAAGCCCGCUCGAAGGCGAAGUGCGCACCGAGUCUACGGAAACAAUAGACGGACCCAACGGGCCUGGCGGCGUGGAAACCGUGUCCGUCUCCGUGAAUGGAAUUUCGUCUACAACAUCACCUACGAAUACGAGCCCGACUUCGAGUUUGAAUGAGUCGGGAGACUUGGCGGCGGCGUUGAGAGCAGAAGGCGGCAUUACGCAGGGGGAGUUGCUGAGGCAGGAGCAGAAGGCAGGUGUGGUGCCCGCGGCACAGUUGGCUGGGAAGGGCGAUGAGAGCGGGAUGGGAGAGGAGGAUGAGGUGCCGCAUGCGAGGGGCCCGGAGGAGAUUGGUAUGGAGGAUGUGGGCAUGCAGGGGGCGAGUGGGAGUGAGAGGAUGAGUGGGGUGGGGGCCGGGAUGCAGGGGAUUGAUGUAGAGGCUGCUGUUGGACGACGAAUUGAACCCAAGCCAGACUCUUCUUCUGCUUCCUCUGAGCAGAAAGAAGAUGGUAAGGUUGAGGAGGAGGAGAAAACAGAGGCACCGACGACCCCGAAGAGGGAAGCUGAUGAAGAGCUAGUUAGUGAAGGGAAGAAAGCCAAAGUUGAUUCUACAACAGAGGUAGAAUCGGAACCUGCUGCGGAAAGCAUGGACGUCGAUGUCGUGGAUGCGGAUGGGAAGGCAGAGGAUGCAGCCAAGGUCGGGGAAGCAGGAGAGAACAAGGGCGGUGACGCCGUGGAUAUGAGCUCUGUAUGAUUCCAUAUUUGCUGCUACGAUAUUUGGAAGGAGUCUGGCGCAAGAAGAAUGGAGAACUUGAUCAUGACUACCUAGGGGGGCAAUUCAGAGAUGAAUACAUUGAAUGUGCAUGGCAAAUCUAGUCCCUCGUUGAUCUUGUGAGCGUCAUUGCUGCAAUCGCUCUGGUUACGGUGAAGGGAUUUGAAUACGUGCAGUUUCUCCUGGAUAUUCAUCAAUUGGUAGAACACGCUCCACCCCUC